Messenger RNA from Bursaphelenchus okinawaensis, 1923 nucleotides. NCBI's taxonomy places the organism in Eukaryota, Metazoa, Nematoda, Chromadorea, Rhabditida, Aphelenchoididae. The record is from the annotation of a GenBank genome assembly.
AUGACUACCGACCCAGCAACUGUGAAGAAGAUCGAGGAAGGCUUUGAGAAGUUGCAAGUGAGUGGAAACAAAGUUUUUGCGGAUUUUAAUAUUUUUUUUGAGUUUUUCAUCGUUGGAUGUAACUCUACUUUUUUGCUGUUAAUGGUAGUAGAAAAACACUUGCUAAAAGGAGAACAGUUGACCUUAAAAAUGGUAAACUUGGCUCACUUCUGAUAACUUGUAAAUUCAUUUUUACUUUUGAUUUUGGCGUAUUUUAUGAGGUGGUUCAAAUAAUUCUGUGCUCCUAACCUUGAGAGUUUUUUUGAAAGGGGGCACAGAAUUACUUGAAAAACCUAAUAUAUUACUUUUGUUUUUUUUAUUGUUGUGGUUGAGUUUAUAGCGUAAAGAAAGUUUUGACAAUUUUUAUGAGUUGAUGUAAACAAGUUUUUGCAUUUCAGGCUGCUGCGGACUGCAAAUCGUUGUUGAAGAAGCAUCUGACAAAGGAUGUUGUGACCAAGCUCAAGUCCAAGAAGACCAAGCUCGGAGCGACGCUUUUGGAUGUGAUUCAAUCCGGUGUGGCCAAUCUGGAUUCUGGAGUCGGUCUCUACGCUCCAGAUGCCGAAUCCUACACAUUGUUCAAGGACUUGUUCGAUCCUGUCAUUGAGGUAAGGUUUUUUGGGGGUUUUAAGGUGUUUUAGGCUUGUUUAGGAGGUUUUAUUACCUAAAAAAUUUUUUUUAAGAAGUUUUGGUUUUUUAGGUAACAAAUUUAAUUUUUGUUUGGUUUUUGAGGCGCUUUAGGUUUAUUUUGGUUUUUUUAUUACCUAAAAAAAGUUUUUUUUUUUGGAUAAAAGCUUGAAACUUGUUUUUUAGGUAACAAAUUUUUAGUUUUUAAUAUAUUUUUACAAAUUUCAAUUUCCAGGAGUACCACAAUGGUUUCAAGCCCGCCGACAAGCAACCUCCGAUGGAUUUGGGCGAGGGAAAGAUUGCCGAACUUCCCGACCUCGACCCCGACAACAAGUACAUUGUUUCGACUCGUAUUCGAUGUGGCAGAUCUUUGGCCGGCUACCCCUUUAACCCAUGCCUCACCGAGGCCAACUACAAGAACAUGAAGUCGAGAAUGAAGGCGACUUUGGAGGGAAUUAAGGACGAGGACCUGAAGGGUACCUACUACCCAUUGACUGGAAUGAGCAAGGAAAUUCAGGACAAACUGAUCGCUGAUCACUUUUUGGUGAGGAUUUUUGAAUUCAUGACAGUAUUUUAUAAAACAUCUGAUUUUUUUCAUUUUUAACUCUGAAUAUUUUAAUAUUGUUUUAGUUCAAAGAAGGUGAUCGCUUCCUACAAGCCGCCAACGCCUCCCGCUUCUGGCCCACCGGUCGUGGUAUCUUCCACAACGAAAAGAAGUCGUUCUUGGUGUGGGUGAACGAGGAGGACCAUCUUCGUAUCAUCUCGAUGCAAAAUGGAGGUAAUGUUGGUCAAGUCCUGGAACGUUUGGUGAAAGGUCUGAAGGUGAUUGCUGCCAAACAGCCAUUUGCUCGUCACCCACGUCUUGGCUGGUUGACUUUCUGCCCCACCAACUUGGGUACCACUGUCAGAGCUUCCGUUCACAUCAAGCUGCCCAAGAUAUCGGCCGACAAGGACAAGUUCAAGGCUAUUUGCGACGAAAUGAAGCUUCAGGUGGGUAUUCUUAGUUUUUUGACUUUGAAAUUUUUUAAAUGUAGUACCCUUUGAUUUAAAAAAUUUUUUUGGUACUAAAAUUACUAACUAAAACUAUUGUUAACAAUUAAAUUUCAGAUUCGUGGUAUUCACGGCGAACAUUCUGAAUCAGCCGCCGGCGUCUACGAUGUCUCCAACAAGCAACGUUUGGGACUUACCGAGUACGAAGCCGUCCGCCAAAUGUACGAUGGAGUCAAGAAGCUCAUCGAACUCGAAGCCGCCGCUCCAUAA